Molecule: messenger RNA, 387 nt
Organism: Pelobates cultripes (western spadefoot toad)
Lineage: Eukaryota; Metazoa; Chordata; Amphibia; Anura; Pelobatidae
Source: the annotation of a GenBank genome assembly
AUGGCGGAGGUUGCGUGUCCCCUAGAAGCAGCAGAGCGAGUGGUCAGGCGUCGAGUCCAGGCUGGACGCUCUCUUCGACAGGUUCUGGAGGGAGCUGCAUGCGAGGUACCUCCAGCCCCCUACACAAAACCCAUUAACUCCCUCACCUCCAACGGUGGUCUGGCUACCCUGUGGCAGACCAGCAGCCCUGGGCCCAAUGGCAACCAAUUCCUGACGACACAAACUGCGCCGGCUGCACCAGAAGCGCACCUCACAUUGCCUAACACAAAAGCAGGGCAAAUGCAGACCGCGAUCAGUAUUCUAUGUGAGAGCUGCAGGGCAGUGGGAAGCACUGCAUAUACUGCAUGGACUGAUUGCUCAUUAUGCCAAUUUGCCACCAGUCUUUGA